CGUUGAAAUUUGGGUUUCUUAAAUCUUAAUUGCUCUGACCAUGUAGUUCUGAUUUGCCGCCGUCCGCGUAAAGCUAAACAACAAUCAAUCAAAGCUUUGACACUUCAAAUUUCAAUCCUCCAUCCCUCUGCGCGGAGAAUUCGUCAUGAGAAAGUCCGGAAGAGGAGGCCGGUGGACUGAUCACAAUCGAAACCAAGAGGUUUGGGUCGCCAAACACACCAAUCAAUCACACAAUCACGCUUCUACUUCCGCCUCACAACCUUCCCACCUCUCUAAUCCUUCUCCUACGGCUCGUAAUUUCAAUUACGACCAUCGCAUUCCCCGCCGUCCCCGUCCUCACCCUGUCCACAAACCGGAGGUCACUGCUUUGGCCGAUGGAAUAGAGACUUUCACUUUCGACGAAAAGCCUGUGGACUUCGAUGUUGCGAAACCUAACUGUGAGGUUACACCUGGAAAUUCUUCCUUAACUGAGGCCGAGGAUGAUGUUUAUAGUAGGUUAGAAAUGCUGCAGCGGAGUUCCGAGGAGCCGGAGUUGUCGGAGGAGCAGCUCAGUAUUAAUAAUCAGUUGCAGGAAGAUGAGUUGCUGGCUUUGGAGUCCAUAUAUGGAGAAAAUGUCUAUAUCCUCGAUGAAUAUAAAGGGCAGCGCCGUUUCCAGAUUUUCAUACACAUUGAGAAUCCUGGUGAUAUUACUAUAACUGCAAAGCUUAAUUCAUCUAGUUCCCUUGAGAUCAAAAGUCCUAAUUCAGAUGAAUUCUCCUGUUCUUUCGAUGUGAAGUACCUUAACCCCAUUGUUUUGACCUGUUUAUUACCAAAAGUGUAUCCUAGUCAUCUACCUCCAUAUUAUACAAUCUCUAUUCGGUGGUUGGACUCUGCUAGGAUUUCUAGGCUUUGCUCUGUGUUGGAUGGGAUAUGGAGUGAACAAGUGGGGCAGGAAGUUGUAUAUCAAUGGGUAGAAUGGCUACAAAUGUCAUCUCUGGCUUAUCUUCAGUCAGAUAAAGAGAUUAUGCUUGGUCCUUACGAUAAGGGACAUUCAGGAGAUACUCGGGCAGUUUCAGGAAUUGUUUCUCCAGAAGUUGAUGUUCCUGCUAUUAUAAAUUAUGACAAUCAGAGACGUGAUGAGGACUUCUGCAUGAAUUUGCAAGAGUGCUGCAUCUGUCUAAGUCAGUAUGCAGGUGCAAAGUUUGUUAGAUUGCCAUGUAAACAUUACUUUUGCUGGAAGUGCAUGGAGACAUACUCGAGCAUGCAUGUCAAGGAAGGCACAGUAAGCAAACUCAAUUGUCCAGACGCCAAAUGUGAUGUUAUGGUUCCUCCUGGUCUUUUGAAGCAAUUGCUUGGCGAUGAGGAGUUUGAAAGAUGGGAAUCCAUGAUGCUCACAAAAACACUGGAAUCGAUGUCAGAUGUUGUCUAUUGCCCAAGGUGUGAAACACCCUGCCUAGAGGACGUCGAUCAUGAUGCUCAAUGUUCCAAGUGUUACUUCAGUUUUUGUACACUCUGUAGCGAGCGACGUCAUGUCGGAAUUGAAUGUAUGACUCCAGAAAUGAAGCUUCGUCUUCUCGAGGAGCGUCAAAAUUCAUCUCAGUUAGGCAGUGAACAAAGAAGAAAGGAGCGCGAGAUGAUAAAUGAGCUUAUUAGUGUCAAGGAAAUACUUCGUGAUGCCAAGCAAUGCCCAUCGUGUAAAAUGGCAAUAUCACGGACCGAGGGAUGCAAUAAGAUGGUUUGCAAUAACUGUGGACAGUAUUUCUGUUACCGCUGUAGCAAGGCAAUUGAUGGAUAUGACCAUUUCAGGGAGGGGUCAUGUGAAUUGUUCCCGCAAGAAGCCAUUCAACAGUGGGAAGAGCGCAUGAAUGCACGGCAGGUUUUGGGCCAGAUUCAAGCUGAACUUUUUCCUGAAAAUGGUCAUCCAUGUCCUAAUUGUGGUCAACUUAAUGCCAAGGUUGGGAAUAACAAUCACAUACGUUGUUGGUCAUGUCAAAUCCACUACUGCUAUUUAUGUAGAAAAGUUGUGAAACGCAGCUCCCAACAUUAUGGACCCAAAGGAUGCAAACAACACACGGUGGGUUGAUUUUACUUCUACACACUCUUCCAUAUGCUUGUACAUGUUAGUAUUUAACAAAAUAAAAGGAAAGAACCGUUUACAAUCUUUUGUUUUCUUCUUCCACUUUCUCUUUUCCUUGCUUUCACUUCAUUUUUCUAUUGAGAAACAAUGUGAGUUAUAUUUUAAUUGAUCUUAGGAUAAUGUUCUAUCUGUAUUAUCUAGUGAGAUUUCACACACACACACAAAGAAAGUUUUAGAUAGCAUGCUCAUGUAAAUGUAAUAGAAUCAUAGGCCUUUUCUAAUAAUGUACCCAUGCUAUCGUCCAUAUUAUUAUUUAUCUUUUAUGAA
Messenger RNA from Cucumis sativus (cucumber), 2383 nucleotides. Its product is annotated as E3 ubiquitin-protein ligase RNF14. Bases 146 to 2062 code for a protein of 638 amino acids. The transcript is spliced from 7 exons. The record is from RefSeq and is a predicted model, not a curated record. Gene Ontology annotation, molecular function: protein binding; zinc ion binding. Lineage: Eukaryota; Viridiplantae; Streptophyta; Magnoliopsida; Cucurbitales; Cucurbitaceae.